UUAUCUCUCUGAGUUUUUAUUCCUGCCUCCCUACACCUUCUUUACUAUUAGUUUGAAGUUACUGGAACAUUUUUAUAGAAAAAAACAUUAAUGUGUUUGUGCUACUUAAUGUAGUCUAAUGCACAAUGCCUUCUAAUUACCGCAACUUCCGAAGCAGUGUGCCAUGGCUAAUCCUUUUUCUGGAAGCUGUUUUCAUCAUCCUCUUUUACUUGUUCUCAGAUGACAAUUAUGCAUACAAAUCAGCCUUCUACCCAGCUUUUCAAGAUGUCAACUACAUGGUGAUUUUUGGAUUUGGCUUUUUCCUGACGUUUCUGAAAAGAUACGGGUUUAGCAGCACUGGAUUCAACCUCCUGAUCGUUGUACUUGGUGUUCAAUACUCCGUGCUCAUAGAAGAGUUACUAGUUUUCCUUCCUCAAAGGAAAGAGAAAAAUGGUCUGGAAAGAAUAACAAGGGCUGUUCUGAGUUCGACUGCUGUGGUCAUCUCCACUGGAGCUGUUCUUGGAAAAACUAAUCCUGUGCAAUUAAUUCUGAUGACAAUUGUGGAGAUAAUAGUUUUCUAUUUGAGCAGAUGGAUCAACAUCAGAUUCCUGCAGGUUCCAGACAUUAUCGGCAUGAUGCAUGUUCACCUGUUUGGAGCCUACUUUGGUCUGGCAGUCUCCUCACGUUUCUCUGAGCCACCACCAAGGUCUGAGAAGAAUGCGAGUACCCCGAAGUCGGAUUUAUUGUCAAUGUUGGGUACUCUCUUUCUCUGGGUGUUCUGGCCAAGCUUCAAUUCUGUCCUGACUAUGAGCAACAAGAACAAAGCAAUCUACAACACCUACUUUGCCCUUGCAGUGAGUGCUGUAACUGCCUUCAUGUUGUCUGCUCUGACCACAAAGGAUGGAAAAUUCAGAAUGACUCAUAUCCACAGUGCAGUACUAGCUGGUGGGGUCACUGUUGGUUACGCAGCACACAGUAUCAAGUAUCCUUGGAUUGCAAUGAUUUUGGGUCUCCUUGCCAGUGUGGUAACCAUAUUAGGAUCUUACUGUUUACAGAGAUGCUUGAAUCCUGCUCUCAAGAUUCAUGAUACCUCUGGAGUUCAUUUCACUUUUGGCUUGCCUGGUGUGCUUGGAGUUCUUACCGAGGUUGUUCUUGUCAUAACAGAAAACUGGACUAAUUUACCAGGACUGGGUUAUUGGAUCAUGAGGGAUAUUGGUGCCUACUGCCUCACCAUCAGUGUUGCCUUGAUAACAGGUUUUAUUACAGGUUUCAUUUUAAACCUCAGACUGUUUAAGAACACCCCUGUAUCAAAGUAUUUUGAAGACCAGCUUUAUUGGGAGUUUCCCCAUUUGGCUGUUGGAUUUUGAAUGGAGGAACCCAGAUGACAGAUUUGACCAAGAUAAGAUUUUCCUAUUUGUCACUAGAGAAAAUGAAUAGCUACGAGGGGUGUUGAAAGAGCACUUACCUACCAAUUCUCAGGCUCAAAAAAGCCAUCCCAAUUGACACACCAAAAAUUAGUAAUAAACUGUUCUAGUUAUUCUUGAAAAAUACAGGGUGCAAACUUAUAGAUGCAAACUUAUGACACAUUUAGCUUUUCUGCUGCUUUGUUGGUCCCAUCUUAAAUAUCUUUUUGUAGGUUAUGUACAAAAAAGUUGGCUGCAUUCAUUGCUGUAAUGGCUUAUCAAAGUGCUUGGAAACUAUUUUUAGACCCCGAGUUUGAAAGCCAAAAUAUGUAUUUUAAAGCGUAAUUUUUCAAGGAAUACAUCCUCAUUCUUACCUAGCGAAGCAUUCAAGUACUUGUUUUUAAGCUGAAUUAAUUCUGUUGAAGGCUUUGUUAAGCCAGGAUUUGAGUAAGCUGGAUCAGGGCCAGAACUCCGCAUCUUCCCUGACUGAACUCUUUGAGUUAUCUGACUGCUUAAAGAAAAAUCAGUAAUUACUUGGCUCAGGCUAGCUAUCUCUAAGUUCAAAGAGCAAGAAGUUAAAUUUUUCUGCUUGUGGACAGUGCCUCUGCGAUCAGUGGUAUUCACUCACACUCAAGAUUUGGCAGCAAACCUCAGGACAGGCUGUCUGCACCACCCCAAGGUCAGCUGCCCAGGAGGCUAGGGCUGCCCUGAAGGUGUGGACAACCGGAGAGACUGAGAGAACAGCCCGCAGUCCCAGGGCUAAGACCCCAUUUCUUAAGUGUCUUACGCUGAGCUGUUUUACUCUGAGACAAGCAGGGGGCUUUGGUGUAUGAGCUGGGGCCCAAUCAGGCAGAGGAUUCUGUGCAAGUGAACCUUUGUUUUUAAAUGGAUAGCGAUUGUCCAUGUUUCUUCUUUGUUUUAAACUAGUUGACAUAGAAAAACUCUUUCAAAAAUGCUUACCUAAUAAAAAAGUUAAAAUUUGAUUGUUUUUAUUUAUUCAGCACACUUGCUUAAAAAUGAAGUAAUGAGGAAAAAUGCAAUAUGGAAGAUGAGGCAUGAGUUCUUUGAUGCUCACUGCAGUAAUGCAUGCUGACCUCAAUUCAUUCAUUAGGGAUUAAGAAAAAAUAGAUCACUACAGUUAAAAGAAGUGUGAGACAGGUUUCAAGUAAUGAAAAAUAACCGGUGAAGGAAGGGCCAGUGUUCCUUUUUUCCAGGUCACAAAAGAGCCAGCAAUCUUCUGAGUUUAUCAGCUGCUCCCAGCUUCCACCAGCUGAGGGUGACAUUGAGCCUGGACACACUUACACAGGCACCUUAUCUCACGUUAACAUGCUACUACUGGUCUAACAGUGUAAUCCAGGCUCACCUUGUGUUCUUCACUUUAACUUAACUUCACUUUACCAGGAACAAACCAAACAUAACUUCUGCAAAACAAGGGCUCUUUUCUAGCAGGAGGGCUUUUAAAGAAGAGUAUUUUAUUCCCUUGCUUUCCCCCACAUCUCUUUUAUCAUUGAUUUAUUGUGCAACUAGCUUAGGUGAAUGCAUAGGAAGGGGCAGAUAAACGAUCAAAAUUCUCCCUGGUCUGAGGAGUACUCUUUGCUAAAGAGAGAACUCUGAUCGGAAGAGUACUCUUCCUUUUUUCUACAGUGGUUAGAAACUACUUGGCAGCAAGCUUUGUGGAUGAGCUACUUCCAUCUAAAGCCACUAAAUAAUUUGUACUUGUGCCUGUACAAUGUCAUCCACAGCAACAGUAAGUUGUUACUCACCAGAGAUUUCCUCAUGAGUCCCAUAGGGUAAAUUAAAUAUUCAGGGAGGGGGAUGGAAUGCCAAACCAGUGCAGUUCUAUAUUGUGCAAGAAAAGCCAAACCCCAUUAAGUUUUGAAACUGAAGAAACAGUUAUAUUGUCCAGAUAUAGGAAAUAUUUAAUAAAUAUAUGUUAAAAAGUUAUUUUAAAGCAUUUUUAGUAAGUCUUGGAUUGUAAAUAAUAUCAUAGAAACAAGCUGGUUAAAUACAUCCAUUUUCCACUAUACUAUUUACUGGUAGCAAACGUAUCAUAAAAGUGACUGCCAUUGUUACUUGUAGCAUUUUACAUUCGUCAGAAACAUUACAACAUUUAAAUCAACAUACAAGAGUAAAAAAAUUAAACAGAAUAGAACCAGAAUUUUGAGUACUAUGAUUUAAGUUUUCCUUCUUUUAGACACAAUUGAGGGUCACUGUUUACAAAACGGUUUUACAAAAUUUUCAGAGUGUGCAGUUAAAAAACUAGCAUGGCCAGUGUACUUCCACCGGCAUGUUCAUUGCCACAAAUCUUCCGUGCGACCAAAUUUGAAGACCAGUCCUC
Tyto alba (common barn owl) is the source of this 3720-nucleotide messenger RNA. RefSeq names its product RH-like protein. Gene Ontology annotation, cellular component: plasma membrane. The transcript is spliced from 10 exons. Gene Ontology annotation, biological process: ammonium transmembrane transport; ammonium homeostasis. The coding region runs from base 126 to 1346 and encodes 406 amino acids. Gene Ontology annotation, molecular function: ammonium channel activity. The record is from RefSeq and is a predicted model, not a curated record. NCBI's taxonomy places the organism in Eukaryota, Metazoa, Chordata, Aves, Strigiformes, Tytonidae.